GUCCCCUCCACAACAAGCUAACUAGCUAUGACUCUCCGCGGAUGACUCUUUUUCUUGCCCGGGGAGGUGGAGCCCACGGACCAUGGCAUAUGCGUAAGGGAUUCCAGUUCUACCCGGGGGGCAAGCUUCAUCGAUCAAUCCAUGGCCGCCAUCCUCCCCCUACACGUCGUUACCCUACGGUGUGUUCUUGCGGUCAGGCUCAUAGGUACAUACGCAUGUCAACCAAAGGGCGUGCCAGUGCCACGGUGCGUCGUCGGGCUCCUCGGCGAAAAAAAACAGAAAAAUAGUUGGUUCCCGUUGGCGUGUGUGAGCCGCAGCUUGCCGAGCCGUAGUUAUCCGUCUGCCUCGAGGGUUUGGGUCGACGACAACAACAGAUGAAGAUGACGAACGGGAGAUGCAUGUCACCACAAACCACGCGCCCACUCAAAUGCAAUCCUGCAAAUAAAAAAAACAAUAAUGCUUUCGCAAACUACCGACAAUUCUAUCAACUAAAGGCAAGACAGGUAAGACGGGUAAGUAGGUAAAUAGGUAGUGUGUAGUCCCCAUGUCCGGCCAUCUAUACCGUCACGCCCCCUCGCGGAACAGCAGCAACAACACCGGGCAACGACCUUGAAGAGACGAAGCGGAAGCAGCUCGUCCCGUCCCGUCCCGUCUGGCGCUUAUUGCAAGCACAUACGCAAGCACGCACACACGCACACACACAGACACCACAAGCCCAUCAAGAGACCAA
Molecule: messenger RNA, 730 nt
Organism: Aplosporella prunicola CBS 121167
Lineage: Eukaryota; Fungi; Ascomycota; Dothideomycetes; Botryosphaeriales; Aplosporellaceae
Exons: 1
Coding region: 142-378 (78 amino acids)
Source: RefSeq, a predicted model, not a curated record